UAAACCGUGCGCCUAGACAUCGGCAGCAAGAGGGUAUCCGUAGUACCACAAUUCAUAGCGUGCCAGAAUCUACAGUGUCUAUCGACCAACAUGGAUGCAAUGUGGGAUCUUUAAAUUUUUCGUAAGCUCUUCACCAGCACCUCCGCGACUCUCCACACACACACACGACAACUGUGCCAUGCCUCCCUCUCAACUGAAAAGACUCAAGACUUCUCUGCAUGAGAAGGGAAUACUCGGUCCUCAAAAAUCGAAAAAGCAGAAGAAAAACCAAAGCAAGAACGGUGAGAACGAGUUUGGGCGGGCAAAGCGCAAUGCCGCCCUCGCGGAGAUACGUGAGGUUUUCAAUCCCUUCGACGUCAAGGCACUUGCAAGGCCUAAGAAGUUUGAAGCCACGACGCUGAAUCGCUCGAAGACAAAAGGCAAUGACGGCAUCAUUGGAAGACCGGGUGUCACGAAAGGCUUUGGCGAAGAGACUAGGCGAGCUACCCUUCUGCCAGAGCUUAAUCGCCGGAAUAAAGUUGGCGGCAUAAAUGAUCGUCGCUUUGGCGAAAACGACCCUACAAUGACACCAGAAGAGCGUGCUAUGAAACGGUUCAUACGUGAGAAACAGAGAGGAAGAGGUGCUUCUAUGUUUGACCUAGAGGAAGCGGAAGAUGGUGAAGAAUGUGGUCUCACUCACGGUGGCAAGGCACUGAACUUAGGUAAUGAUAUCAGCGAUCAAGAUGACUUCGAUGCUCGAAGUCUCGAUGGACCUAGCAGCUCAGAAGAAGAUGGCACAAAGCCUCGCAAGAGGCGUCUAUCCAUUAUCGAAGAUGGAGAAUACGGAACGCAAGGCAUGGGAGAGCAGCCAGAGCGGAAGAAAUCAAAGGCUGAGGUCAUGAAAGAGGUCAUUGCAAAGUCUAAGCUACAUAAAUACGAGCGUCAACAGGCCAAGGAUGAAGACGAAGAGGAGCGCGAGAAACUUGAUGAAGAUUUACCAGUUCUGCUGUCGAUUCUUAGAGGCCGGCAACCUCCAGCUAAGUCCACACAGUAUCCCACCCAAGAGGGUGCUUCCAUAGAUCCUGGUAGAAAGGCACUCCUCGCUCAAGUGCAAAUGGAUGCCGAGAAGGACUUCGACAGGCGUGUGAGAGAUCUAGCUAGGGAUAAGAAAGCACAGCCCACCGAGCGAACGAAGACUGAAGAGGAGAAGGCUAUUGCGGAGGCGUUGCGUCUCAAGGAUAUGGAACAGAGACGGUUGCGUAGGAUGAGAGGCGAGAUCGAAUCCGACGACGAAGACGAUAGAUAUAAAAAGGCCAAGGAUAGGGGUGAUACAGACGUUCGGGAAGAGGAGGGCCUCUUGGAUGAUGCGGAAGCGUUUGGUAUCACCCGGAGAGAGCAGUUACAGCAAAGUCAUGGCGUUGAAGAUGAGGACGAUUUCUUAUUAGACGAUGACCUAAUAGCCACUGGGUCCGACCUCGAAUCGGAUCAAGUCUGGAGCGACGACAGCGACGUCUCCGAAUCAGAGCAUUCGAGCCAGGAAGACGAGGACAAUGAUGACGAAUUUAUCCGAGGACUUCUCCCCAAACAGAGUACAGACGCAGAUAGUACAGAUCUGAAGCCAGGUCUAAAUUCUGUAAACUCAUCGAGUUCAAAAUUAGCAUAUACUUAUGCAUGCCCGACCUCGCAUGCAGAGCUUUUGGAGAUUUUCAAUGAUGUCGCCAUAAAAGAUGCACCAACGGUAGUGCAGAGGAUUCGUUCUCUUUACCAUCCCCAGCUGAGCGACCAGAAUACCGCCAAACUUUCAGCGUUCUCCAUGGCUUUGGUCGACCACUUGUUUUACUUGGGCAAUCAGAAGCCACCUGCGCCGCUCGCAGUCAUUGACGCGCUGAUAAGGCACUUGCAUUCACUUUCAAGGCAAUUCGCUGAAGACAUUGGGCAGCAAUUCCGAAGGAAGCUCAGUGACAUGCAACGAGACGAGUUCCCUACCCCGGGAGAUUUGAUUCUUCUGACUGCUAUUGGGACCAUAUACCCAACAUCAGAUCACUUCCACCAAAUCGUCACCCCAGCCAUUACUAUAAUCGCAAAAUGGUUGAAUUAUAACACCCCUAGAACCGUGGAAGACCUCAACUCGGGGGCUUAUAUGUGUACUCUGGUUCUGCAGUAUCAAAGGCUUUCGAAAAGAUACGUACCUGAACUUCUCAAUUUUUGCAUCAAGGCUUUGGAAAGUGAUAUGGUCGCUCGUGAGCAUAUCAAUUGCUACACUAAUAUCCUAAUCGAGGCAGCCGAUUUAUGGUCAUCGAAAUUGGCUUUGACCGACAUCUUCUCUCCUACGGUCACUGCACUUCUCCAACGCCACAAGCAACAAUCCGCUCUCCAACGCCUUCAACUAUAUCUCAAUUACGCUCGCGUUGCUCGGCGGCCGUUGGAACUACACCACCACCGGCCUAUCCCAAUCAAGUCCCAAAUCCCUAGCUUCGAGGAAUCGUUCAAUCCGAAUAAGCACUACGAUCCUAACCGUGAGCGUGCUGAAGCCAGCAAGCUCAAGGCAGAGUAUAAGAAGGAGCGCAAGGGUGCACUACGCGAGCUUCGUAAAGACGCAAACUUCAUUGCUAGGACCAAGCUGCGGGAGAAGAAGGAGGCUGAUGUUGCGUAUGAGGCCAAGUACAAGAAGCUUAUCGCUAGUAUUCAAACCGAGGAAGGCGCAGAGGCGAAUCAGUAUGACAGGAUCAAACGAGCAAGGAAAAGUAAUCGGUAAACUAGUGUGUUUCUCAUACGACUACCAAGAGGUUGACUGGCUUUUGAGACGUCCCUAUCUGUAAAUAAUUCAAGCCUAUGGAUGUUAUUGAAAUGACUCAGGCCAGUGUAGGAAGUAGCGUUUGAGUUAGAUUGCCUAUAACAGAGAGCCAAGAUAAUCGCGAUGGAGAUCCUAGUAAUCGCAUGUCGCUACCUUA
This is a messenger RNA of Pseudovirgaria hyperparasitica, 2930 nucleotides long. RefSeq names its product Nop14-like protein. NCBI's taxonomy places the organism in Eukaryota, Fungi, Ascomycota, Dothideomycetes, Acrospermales, Acrospermaceae. The record is from RefSeq and is a predicted model, not a curated record. The coding region runs from base 95 to 2734 and encodes 879 amino acids. Gene Ontology annotation, biological process: maturation of SSU-rRNA. Gene Ontology annotation, cellular component: small-subunit processome; nucleolus; Noc4p-Nop14p complex. The transcript has 4 exons.